Brugia pahangi is the source of this 420-nucleotide messenger RNA. NCBI's taxonomy places the organism in Eukaryota, Metazoa, Nematoda, Chromadorea, Rhabditida, Onchocercidae. The record is from the annotation of a GenBank genome assembly.
AUGAUUUGUUUUGAUGGGACUUUAACUUGGAAGCAAGAUCUAAACAAAAGGGGAACGCCAUGCUUUGGUGUUGCAAAAGUGAAAUCAGCUAUGGAUUGGAAUAAAGCAAAUGAUUAUUGCAAGGAAACUGGUGGACAGCUACCAACACCCACGAAUGAUGAGAGUCGUUUGCUGGAAAUAAUGUUAUCAGAGAUUGGCUCAGAAGCAAAAAUACCGCUCGGAAUUGUUCAUGAGAAAAGUAAGUGGAUGUAUAUACGUGAUGGUCAAAAAAAUGAUUCCGAUUUAACUAAUGUUAAACCGUCACUGGAAAUAUUAAGGCUGUCUACAACAACAGCUGGUCUUCAAUACGAAGCUGCUUUGAAAAAAGAUAAAUAUACAGCGGUGGUAUGCGAGCAUCGAAAUUCAGCACGUAUCUUUUAA